AUGGUCGCAAAGGCAAAGGAGUCGCCUUUGUCGAUAACAGUUUCUUCCAACACUUUAUUUGACAAUAGUUAUAUGCAGGGUCUCUUGAAGGAUCUGACUGCGCUGUCUAGGAACUGGGUCGCUUUGGAAGCUGGGCUCGAUUUCAUGUCAUUUUUUCGUUGGAAGGACUUGUAUAGGAACCUGGAAGAGCUUACACUGUUAUCAGCGAGGAAGUUCCACGGAAUUGAAGCUUUUUUCGAUGGCGUUGAUCCUAGCUCCGUAAAUCGCGAUAUCAAGCUUCAUUCUUUUACUGCGACAUCUUUGCCUCACACAUGGAUCCGUGGUUUUUUGGGCCCACAAAUUCGUCGCCUCUCAAUCACAGACGCGUAUGAAAUCCACGAGGAAGGACAGGAGAAGCAAUACACUACUAUUUGGAAUCACAGCAUUAGCAUUUGGCAGACGAUGGAUUUUCUCAAACACGUUCCGUACGCCACGUCAGUUGAGCUAAACGACUUGAAUCACAUCGACCCAAUCGGAUACUCACCACCCGUCGUUCGAAUGCAGAAUUUGCAAAGACUCGAAUUAAAAGGUGUACAGUUCUCGACAAGCAUUCUGUCUUCCAUUUCCGCGCCAUCUCUUCAGACACUGUGCGUGGACAGCGGCACAGAUGCCUGGAACCUGUUUACACCAACAUCUGUAGUACCCAUGGCCUCAUUUUUCUCGCAAUGGAGUCAACCUGGAUUCAUACCCACCCAUUUGCAUACGCUCGACCUUGUCAAUUGUCUCAAUGUUGCAGAUAUCCCUUUCCUCAUUCGAUGGCUGGGUAAACUGCCAAACCUGGUCCGCCUUUUACUGUUGGAUGUCGACAAUAUUCUUCAGCAAGCCGCUUUCCAUGAACAAAACUUAUCCGACAGCUCUCAAAAUGAACAAUUUGACUUCUUACAUGCUUUAGCGCAUCCAGCUUUUGAGAAGGACGGCAAAGGAACGUGGCUCUGUCCUUCGCUGAUGGUCCUUCGAAUAUAUCCAGGGGCGAACAUUGGGGGCCUCAGGUCUAUUGCGCAGGCAAGAGGGGGAGUAGUUCCAUAUUCCUACGACAUUUCUAUGGUUCCUCCUCCCGCUCGACUCAGACAGAUAGAGACGCAACUCUGCUUUAAUGCAGACCGGGAAAACAUCAAUGAACUCGUCUCUCUUGCGGACCAUGUCUAUUGUAGAUGUCUGAGUUGUGGAACUUUGCCUGAUGGUCUAUCGUGGUCGCCGGGUACUACCUAG
Psilocybe cubensis is the source of this 1248-nucleotide messenger RNA. RefSeq lists its product as uncharacterized. Bases 1 to 1248 code for a protein of 415 amino acids. NCBI's taxonomy places the organism in Eukaryota, Fungi, Basidiomycota, Agaricomycetes, Agaricales, Agrocybaceae. The record is from RefSeq and is a predicted model, not a curated record. The transcript is spliced from 2 exons.